AUGCAGCAGGGCAAGAGGAAGAGAUUUCUCUUUGUUAUGGUGGACGGAUUGGGAGAUGUGGGGAUCCCAGCACUGAACAAUCGCACCCCACUGCAGCACGCUGUGACUCCUGCCAUGGACGCCCUCGCCACAGCGGGUCGCAAUGGCUUGAUGGACCCCGUGGAGGUGGGCCUUGCAUGCGGCAGCGACACUGCUCAUCUGUCGAUCCUUGGCUACCCGCCACGCACGUACUAUCGAGGGCGUGGUGCAUUCGAGACCAUGGGUGCAGGCCUGCUCAUGAAGCCUGGCGAUAUCGCCUUCAAGUCCAACUUCGCGACGCUGGACCCGAAGACCAACAUCGUCGUCUCACGGAGGGCCGACCGCAACUUCGAAGACCUGGGUCCUCCCCUGUGCAGCUAUCUCAACCACCUGGAGAUUCCUGGCUUUCCCGAGUACCAGGUGGACUUCAAGUAUGCCACAGAGCACCGCGACCAGAUCUCGGGCACCGAUCCCCUGAAGGACAACCUUCCGUUGAUUGUGAACGCUCUCUCGGUUGCCAUCCACAACAAGCUGACCCAGCACCCCAUCAACGAAACUAGAGCGAAGGAGGGCAAGGAUUUGGCCAACCUGAUUCUUCUUCGAGGCUGUGGUGGUCUUUACGAUGUGGAGGCUUUUGAAAAGAGGCACGGCCUCAAGGCCUUCAUGGUAGCCCCUACGUGCAUCAUCAAGGGCCUCGGCAUGUCGCUGAGCAUCGGAGCAACGGGUGACUACCACACGGACCUACUGAGCAAGGGCCGGACCGGCGUACACACCCUCGUCACUCAGGACUACGACUUUGGUUUCGUCCACGUCAAGGCCGUCGAUGAUGCCGGUCACGACAGGAGCAUUAGUCGCAAGCUGGAGUUCCUUGGUAAGACCGACGAGAUGCUGAGCCUGAUUGUGGGCAAGCUCGUCGAGGAGGAGGCCAAGGGCGAGACCGAGUUCAGCGUGUGCCUCACUGGCGACCACUCCACCCCAGUCCUCUACGGCGACCACUCCUGCGAGCCCGUGCCGUUCGUCAUCGCCAGGGUCCGGGACGUGUGGCGCGUUCUUCAGGCCAAGCUCGCCGCCAGCCCCGGCGGCGAGACCCAGGCCGAGCAGGAGGCGCUCGCGCGGGUCAGCGGAAACGACGAAAGCGAUGGCAUUCCCCACUUCUCCGAGGUCGAUGCCGCCCGUGGUUCGCUCGGUCGAUUCCCCGGCAGCGAGGUCAUGCCCAUCAUCAAGAGCUACCUAGCCUGA
Acanthamoeba castellanii str. Neff is the source of this 1257-nucleotide messenger RNA. Its product is annotated as 2,3bisphosphoglycerate-independent phosphoglycerate mutase-like protein. Gene Ontology annotation, molecular function: metal ion binding. Bases 1 to 1257 code for a protein of 418 amino acids. The record is from RefSeq and is a predicted model, not a curated record. The transcript is spliced from 10 exons. NCBI's taxonomy places the organism in Eukaryota, Discosea, Longamoebia, Acanthamoebidae.